This is a messenger RNA of Ylistrum balloti, 1236 nucleotides long. RefSeq lists its product as uncharacterized. The transcript has 10 exons. The coding region runs from base 1 to 1236 and encodes 411 amino acids. The record is from RefSeq and is a predicted model, not a curated record. NCBI's taxonomy places the organism in Eukaryota, Metazoa, Mollusca, Bivalvia, Pectinida, Pectinidae.
AUGGGAAGCCACCAGGAAUGUCAACCGAAUUGGAGUCUCUGUGAGACAGAGAAGAUAGGUCAGAUGGAGAGAUACGAAUUCGAGCCAUCUCUCAGCUGUACAGCUCUAUACAAGGACAAGUUAUCACGAUGUUUCCAUUUGGCAAGUCCUAUUCAAGAUGUGUCUUUCGGAGCCAAACUUCCCAUUCCUUUAGUGACUGGAAUCUUCCUAUCCCCAUCCUUUGAAUCUGGGCAGACUAAACCUGUACUUAGUAUCGACAUAUCCUUGCCAACGGAUAACAACAAUGCUGCUGUAAUGCAGCUACUGUUGAGAAGUACAAGGGAGGUUUCUGACGAGUAUUACGUUGAUCCGUAUUAUGAGAAAUUUCCUACCUGGAGACAGUUUCCAGUACAUUCUCCCAAAAUAGCCCGAAGGGAGAAGAGUACCUUCCGCAGUACUUUUGGAAAUCUCGACACAUGCAAUGUUCGUUGUACUUGGGGAAAAUGUGAAGUGUUUCUGAACCUCUAUUUGUUGACUAUUACAAUAUUUACAUCGUCAAGACAUCAAAAUCUACAGGGGCAAAGUAUAACCUACCAAGUUACAUCGCAUAAUCGUCGGUAUUUGCCUGAUACCCAAGAAAAUGAAUGGAAACCAAAUAUCAUGACAGCGGUUCUUCCAGAACAUCGAGGCAUACAUGUAGUUUUUGAACCUCUGCCCUUUCGCUUUGUAACCAAUAACACGUAUUAUAAAAUCAGUCUCCAGGACUGGGAGACAUGGGAGGUAAAAUUGAGCACGACAGUAAAACAUAACAAGGCUGGUGAUGACAACCAUUGUAUUUUUGAUUUCGAUGAACCUGAUGGUGUUUAUGAAGUUAUGAUAGAGUAUAUGAACUGCAACAGCUGUCCAUUCAAAACAUGGGUGAAAUCGGCUGACUUCACCCUUCCAGAGUAUUCAAGCCCACAACCAUCGCUCAUUCCUAGAAUAGCUAUUCCAUCGGAUCACAGAAUUGAAGUUGGUGUCGUUCUCGGAUUACCUGUUACCGUGAUACUCCUUUCUGUCGUCGUGGUGUUUUGCUAUCGCAUAUUCAAAGCACGACAGUUGAGGAAUAGAAAUCUUCAAGAAGAAAAUUUAUUCACAAACAAUAAUCUGGAAAUGACAUCCACACAACAUUCUGAUCAAGAUACGCAGUUAAAUCUAUUGGCUGAAAAACUUGAAACAUUUUGUUAUCCCGAUGGUUGUAUAGAUGACGUCAAGUGA